AUGCAUUUCAACUUUGCCUGUAUCACCGCCUGCGUCUUCGCAGCUGCUGCUCUCGCAGUCCCCGUCGAAGUUGAGCGAAAGGUCGUUGUUGUCCGCGCUGAUGUCUGCCCUGCUCCUGCACCUGCAACCACUGCUCCAUCUCCGCCUGCUGAGCACUAUUCUCCUCCUCCUGCUGCUCCUGCCCCUGCAACCACUGCUUCAUCUCCGCCUGCUGAACACUACUCUCCUCAUCCUACUGCUCCCGCUCCUGCACCCCCCGUUACCACAACAGUGUCUAACACUCCUCCGGCUCCGCAGAGUACUAGCGUCGACAACAAGCAAUGCUCGUCUGGAACCUCGGUUCACUGCUGUGACACUGUUGACAGCACGGACAACUCGAAUGUUUUGAAUGCAUUGGAUUCUGCUGGUGUUGAUCACUCGGAUGCUACCCAGAAGGGCCAAGUUGGAUUGACUUGUACUCCCAUUACCACCUCUCUCGUUGACGCUCUCAACGGCAACGUUUGCCAGGGUGCAGUCACUGCCUGCUGCGAGAAGACCAACCAGGUCGGCCUCGUCAACCUCAACCUCGGUUGCACCAUCAUUCCCGUCAACCUUUAA
Talaromyces amestolkiae is the source of this 597-nucleotide messenger RNA. RefSeq lists its product as uncharacterized. Gene Ontology annotation, cellular component: fungal-type cell wall. Gene Ontology annotation, molecular function: structural constituent of cell wall. Lineage: Eukaryota; Fungi; Ascomycota; Eurotiomycetes; Eurotiales; Trichocomaceae. The transcript is spliced from 3 exons. The coding region runs from base 1 to 597 and encodes 198 amino acids. The record is from RefSeq and is a predicted model, not a curated record.